This is a messenger RNA of Micromonas commoda, 2967 nucleotides long. RefSeq lists its product with no specific name. Bases 1 to 2967 code for a protein of 988 amino acids. The transcript has 2 exons. Lineage: Eukaryota; Viridiplantae; Chlorophyta; Mamiellophyceae; Mamiellales; Mamiellaceae. The record is from RefSeq and is a predicted model, not a curated record.
AUGGUGAUGUCCAAGGACGAUACGAACAAGGUGAGCCGAUACGACGUUGGCGUUGCCAAGGCCACCAAGGUCGCUGCGAGCAUCUACGGCGCCGCAAAGCCCAAACUUGGCAACCCGCGCGCUCCGGCGACGAAGAAGCCGUUAAAGCCGUUGCCCGCGUGGAACGACGGGUUCGGUCGCUCCACCAUUUCCUCGUCCUCUGCGCCAGUCAAGCCGAGGCCCGGGCUCGCCGCCCACCGCGCGAACGUGCGCACUGGUUCGAACAAGGCUGCGGAGCGCGCACCCAUCGUGCGCACCGAGAACAUCCCCAAGGAGGCUCCCACGAAGAGUAAGUACGGGGACGUGGAGAUGAGGGACGCGGACGACGACGCGGACGAGGCGGAUGAGACGGUGCAAACCGCCACCAUGACACUCUCCGACUCGGAGGUUGGCGACGAGGUGGGCGAAGUGGACGUCGCCGACUCCUCCGCGGAGACGAUGAAGGGUGAGCCCACGCUCGAGAUGUACGAGAAUGAGAUGAAACGCCUGAAGGAGCGCGAGGAGAAGUUGAAGAAGAAGAUGUUCGCCAUGCGCCCCGACGUCAACUACGAGACCAUGGCGGAAGUCGAGGAGGGUUGGCUGCUGUCGGGCUCACGGCCGGACCCGAGGGCCUCCGAGCGUACGGGCCCGAGGGUCAUGUACAGCGCGAACCCCAAGUAUCGCAUCAGGACGGCGGACGGAAAGUAUGUCAUACCCGAGACGGUGGACUCGACAGCCGGGCCGCGUCCGGAGGUUAUCCUGGACGACUUUGACAACCCCGCCGGGGAGCAGAAGCCGGGCACGAAGAUGACCAAGGCGGAGCGACUGGCCGCUGAGGCCGAAGCGAUACGUAUCGCGGAAAUCAAGGAGAAGGAGGCGGCGGAACGAGCGAAGAGGGAAGCGGCGGCGGCCAAGUCGAGCAUCAUGGAAACUGAGCUCAAGUUUUACCGAGACACCGCCGCCAGGUUGGCCAAAGAGUUCAACGAGCUGAAACGAAACGCGGACGCCAAGGAUAAGACGCUGCAGAAGCUGACGAUCGAUCUCCACGCGCAGGGAGAGACGAACGAUCUGCUCGCCAACGACGCGGCCAACUUUCGUGGUGGAGGCGGCAGCAUUCAGGGCGUGCAACUGCCCCCGGAGGCGUCCCUCGCCGGCGCCGCGGAAGGACCCAGCGCUGAACUCACGGCGGAGGCGCUGCUGGCUCGCGUGGAGAUUGCUGAGCGUGAGGCGGAGGAGGAAACAUUCCGCACCGCGCAGUACGGUCACAUGAUACUUCGCAUGCGCGAGACGAACCCAACAGAUCCGAACCGAAUGGACGAUCCCUUUGGGUCCAUUCGCACCAGCAACCACAACACCGCCAUGGCCGCCGCGGGCAGGAAGAAAGGCGACGGGAGGAACGACCGCGAUAAGUUCGAGAGCAAGGCGCACGUCCCGUGGCUCGACGGCAAGAUCAAGUCGAUGAAUAAGUAUCAGGACGCGCUCGACUCAGAGAUUGCCGCCAAGACCUCGGUGCUGUACAAGGCUGAGCAGGAGAGGGAACACGCGGACGCCAUGAUGGAGCAGGCGAGGAUCAACCUCAAGAACCGAAGGGACCAGUGGGCGGACCAAAUCAACCAAAAGAAAUCGUACCUCAUCGCGAGCAGGGCCGAGGAUGCGGCCGAGGCGAAGCGAAAGGCUAACUUCAGGCAGCAGCUCGCCAAAAUUCGCGCCGACGCCAUUGAGAUGGAGUACAGGCAAAAAGGAGGCGCCAAGGGUAUGAAGGGCAUGAAGGGUAACCUCGCUCGGGGUCUCUUAGGCGAGAUGGACGGCAAGAAAGUGGCUGAAGAGGAGAAUAAGCUCGAUGCGGCGCUAAAGAAGCUGUCGGGGGUGGUUGAAGAUAUCAGCCCCGACGGUCUGAUCGCGUCAUUCAACGAGAGAAUGGCGAAGCUGUCAGCGUUCAGGGAUAACUCGUCCUUGGUCCAGGCCAAACACGACGACCUGGUCGAGAAGCACAAAGAGAUCGCCGAAGAGCUGAAAGAGAUAAAGGAGAAGCUUCUCCAGGCGGCGGAGGGACGGAAGAGCAACGCGGACGGUCGCCCCGAGGACGUGAUGGAGAUGGCAGAGUAUCGCAUGAGGAACAAGAUGCGGGUGCAGAAGCUGAUCCUGGACGAGGCCGAGUCACAGGUGAACAACGUUGGCGCAUCCAUCCAUAACAUGAUGCAGACUGUGACCGCGUUCGAGAAGACAAUCGCCAAGGUGACGGACGACGGCAAGCCCAAACCCGCCGAGCGAAGGGCAUCCAUGACCAGCAGGAACAACAGCAGGGUCAACCUCACCGGGAUGGAACGGAGAAAGAGCGAGUCCGGCAGGUCGACUCCGGCGUCCGGGAUCCGGAAACCCUCGCGUACGAACCUAGCCGCGGGCGUGGAGGAGAAGAAGGAUACCGCGGUGCUCGAUAUGAUGAACAGGGAGGCGCGGGAGGGUAUGAAGUACCUGACCACCUUCUUUGAGAAAAUUGACCAGGCCAACAUCAUCACCGCGGCGGACGUGCACAAGGCUAAGAUGCUUCGACUAGCCAAGCUCAAGGGCACCAACGUCGCGGGUGCGGUCAGGAAAUCCUUCAAGCACGGCCUCAAGCUCGACGACGAUCUGGGACACAUGAGCGAGGAUGAACGCCACGCGGCAAAGUUCGGCCUGGUCGCGCCGGCUAACCCGCAAUUUAACCAGAGGGUCGUCACGGCCGAGGAGCAGGACGCGGCGGUGUUGGGUGAGAUGGACGACGACGAGACGGGUGCGAAGGAGGAGAAUGCCGAGGCGGAGGAGGCCAGGGAGAAGCUCAAGGUUGGCUCGGUCAAGCUCUUCCGCAAGAGCAACGCCAAGAAAAAGGACGAGGGAGAGAAGGACUGGGCGGAUGAGCAAGAGGCGAGGUUGAGCAGGACGAAGUUGCCCGAAGCCGUCAAGGCGGCUUAG